GGUUGACAGCCUCCAGGAUGUUUUUCAAGAUGCUCCCAGAUGGCUGACAAUACUUUACUUUGAAGAAAUUUCCUUUAUCGUGUCGGCAAGCUGUAACUCUAAUUAAAAAAUGUCCGACUACCCAGUGCUGUUAAACGUCUAUGACAUGUACUGGAUAAAGCAAUAUACUUUCCCCGUUGGUCUUGGUGUGUUCCAUUCAGGAGUAGUUGUACACGGGAAAGAGUAUGCAUUUGGAGGACAUCCAUACAACUGGUCAGGAAUAUUUCAAAUGAAUCCAAAAUCGCCUGAAGUUUUAGGAGAGGAAUUUAAAUUCAGGGAAACUAUAGAAAUUGGAACAACAAACCUUAUACCCAGUGAAGUAGAGGUUCUCUUGAGAAGAAUGGGAAAUUCAUAUCAAGGACGUUCUUAUCAUCUCAUAGACAAGAAUUGUAAUCAUUUUACUUCAGAAUUUUGUCAGGCUUUGUGUAACAAAUCAAUUCCUGGCUGGGUGAAUAGAUUAGCAUCUGUUGGUUCAUAUUUGCCAUUUCUCCUUAAAUGUCUUCCAAAAGAGUGGAUACGUCCUGAGCCUUAUUCACCGGUUGGAAGCCCUGGCUAUGAGUCACGCCCGUUUGAUGAUUUAUCAACAUUGGAUGAAGAUAGUCAAUGCAAGUCCAAACAUAGCUGAUGAGUAGAACAGGAAACAUCCUAAAGCAUUUUCUUACAAAUACAUCAGGAAUUAAACUAGUUAGCUGUUAUUAUUCCUUAUGAUAGGGCCAAGAAAAGGCUACAAAGAAAAAUAACUUUAGUCACAAAGCAAAGGGAACGAUUAGUAUACAUGUUACACUUAUGUCACUGUAACCAUAUUCAAACCUGAAUUUCAAAACUGGUGACAUGUUGCAAGAAUAGGAAUGGUGAAAAGGUGGCUCAUAUAAUUGAUAGGAAAGGAUAAAAUAAUAAUACCCACCAUUUCAGAAGAAUGCAAUGUAAAUAGGAAUUUCAGUUUUCUACAAAUUUAUUGUUAGAUGGUCACUUUUCUCUAGAAAGAUAUUUCUGCAUGUUUUCCACCUUGUUUCCUAUUUCAUUCAUUUGUAAUGCAUUUUUCUUCUUCCUUCUCAUUAUUUCCCUUUAUCCAAAGAAUGAUUUUCAGUUAUUUCU
Molecule: messenger RNA, 1134 nt
Organism: Stylophora pistillata
Lineage: Eukaryota; Metazoa; Cnidaria; Anthozoa; Scleractinia; Pocilloporidae
Product: deubiquitinase DESI2
Biological process (GO): protein deubiquitination
Molecular function (GO): deubiquitinase activity
Source: RefSeq, a predicted model, not a curated record